AUGUGUAUUCAAAAUGAACUAGGUGAUAAUACUGUUGAUGAAAAUGAAAUUCGUAAAGUACCAAAAGUUUCGAAAAAUGUAACCAAAAUUAAGCACCCACCUAAAAAGCCCGCUUCCCAUAAUCAUAAUAGCGAUAAAAGUCCACAAAUCGGACUUAAUCCUAUAGGUCACGGAUCUCAUGUCAAUAACAUUGAAGCUAACUAUCCGUUACCGCCAGAAGCUGAGUACGAUCACGUUGUGCGACCUCAACGACCCCAUCCAAAGCCCAACCCGGAAGACAUCAUAACUCCAGAACCGAUAUAUCCUGAACAUCACAGACCACAAUCUGAAUGGGAUUGGGAUGAACCGUAUCCCGAAAAACCUCGACCAGAGUAUGAACCCGAACCGGAAAGUGAAUACAAUCCGGAACCAUAUCCUGAGGAAGAACCGGAACCCGAAUGGUCAGUACCGUAUCCGGAAAGGCCUGAACCUGAACCCGAAAAAAUAACACCCGAACCCAUUUAUUUGCCGGAACCCGAACGGCCACAUAGACCUAAACCUGAACGACCUCAAUGGCCAACCAGACCUGAAAGCGCACCUCUUCCUUGGGAUAGUCAUCCCGAGUACAUUGAACCGGAAUAUUCAAAACCAGAAAACCAUAGACCUAACCAUCAAAUACAAGAAAAUAAUAACUGGGAUUAUAAUAAACCAAUUCAUCAAUCAAAUCAAUAUAAUAAACCAAAGCCUAAACCAGAAUCGCAUAGACCUGAACACCAAAAACCUAGACCAGAACGACCUAAACCUGAACACCAUUACAAACCUAAACCCGAACACCAGCACAGACCUGAACCGGAACACUCGUGGCCCGAAUCAGUAGUACCUCAACAUGAGUGGCACGAACCGCACCGACCGGAUUCUCACUAUCCGAGCCAACACCAUCACCAACAGCAUCAUAGACCAGAACCGAUACCCGAAAUUAAUUUAAUCGAUGAUUAUGUUUCAUCCGAAUACGCACCGGCAUUAUUGCCCGUACAUCACCCGAAUCUUGACUAUGAAGUACAUAAAACACCUGAUCUACUCCCACCUAUCAAUAAGCCUAGAUUUAAUGAAAUGGAGUCAUCGACAUCAGUAAACAAUGUGUUAAAUUCAUGA
This is a messenger RNA of Oppia nitens, 1131 nucleotides long. RefSeq lists its product as uncharacterized. The coding region runs from base 1 to 1131 and encodes 376 amino acids. The record is from RefSeq and is a predicted model, not a curated record. The transcript has 2 exons. Lineage: Eukaryota; Metazoa; Arthropoda; Arachnida; Sarcoptiformes; Oppiidae.